Messenger RNA from Striga hermonthica, 825 nucleotides. The record is from the annotation of a GenBank genome assembly. NCBI's taxonomy places the organism in Eukaryota, Viridiplantae, Streptophyta, Magnoliopsida, Lamiales, Orobanchaceae.
AUGAUAACAAACAGAGCUCCGAAAUCUUUCGGGAGCUUGAUCAGGCACAAACAUCACACACACUGCGUGUUGAGUACAGAAAGACAGUGCUUCGAGGUCGGAGGAUGGGGAGCUGUUCUCGCCGAUCUUUAUGACCGCAAGGCAGACAUAGUAUUGCGAGGAUAUUCUGGCUGGAAUUCGAGGCGUGCGCUUCAAGUUUUGGACAAAAUUUUCCCAAAGGAUGCAGCUGUCAAGCCUUCUCUGGUUAUAGUGUAUUUUGGUGGUAAUGAUGCAUUGCAUCCUCACCCUAGUGGCCUAGGCGCUCAUGUUCCUUUACCUGAAUAUAUAGAAAACAUGAAAAAGAUUUAUCUUCACCUCAAGAGUCUCUCGGAGAAGACACGGCUGAUUUUUCUCACUUCUCCUCCUGUGAAUGAGACAAUGAUUCGUGAACAUUUCGGUAAUGCACACGAUAAUCAAGACAGAACAAAUGAAACCUGUCGUAAAUACGCCGAGGCUUUAGUGGAGUUGUGCCGAAAAUUGGACACUAAAGUUAUCAACCUCUGGACUGCAGUUCAGCAAAGAGAAAAUUGGGCAACAACUUGCUUUAGAGAUGGAAUUCAUUUCUCGGCUGAAGGGAACAAAAUAGUGGCGAAGGAGAUAUUGAGAGUUAUAAAAGAGGCUAAUUGGGAACCGAGCCUAUAUUGGGAGUCGAUGCCGAACGAAUUUGCCGAGGACUCACCAUAUUACAUGGUUCGCCCUAACGGUAAAACCACCAACAACAUCUCUUCCGUCAUCUCUCAUUGGAAAUUGAAGUGGAUGGUAAAUGGCAUUAACUCGAAGCUUUGA